AUGUCAGCUUGUUUACCAAUAAUAUUAGGUGUAUUUACUCUUAUUUAUACAAUUCAACAAAAUCAAAUAGCAAAAGAUAAUCGAUUACAAGAUGAAAGACAAGCGAAUGAAAUUCGUCAACAAAAUAUUUAUGAUAAAUAUCUUGAAGAUAUAACGAAAUAUAAAUCAGAUGGAAAUAUUAAUUUAGAGAUCAUUCGUUUAAAAACAUUAAAUGCAUUUUCACAAUUAGAUAUUCAAAGAAAACGUUCAAUUAUUUUAUUUCUUUAUGAUAUUGGAUUUAUUCAUAGAAAUACAACAGAAAAAGAACGUCUUCGUUUGGAUGGUGCUGAUUUAACUGGAGUAAAAUUUAUCCGUUCAUCAACAUUUCAUUGUCAAUUAGAUAAUAUUUAUUUAUCGGGCAUUUUAGCUUCAAAUAUUAUUUUUAGUCACUGUAGAAUGUGGUAUGCAAAUUUUGAUCAAGCAUUAUUAAUUAAUGCUCAAUUUAUUAAUUGUUCAAUGUCAUAUUCAUCAUUUGUUUCAGCUGAUAUAAGUCAAGCAAAAUUUAUUGGAGAAGCAAAUAAUGCUGAAAGAAUUGAUUUUUCAAAUUCAAAACUAAUUGAAAUGUAUAUGUCAUUACCAAUGCGUAAUGCUAAUUUAACAAAUACAGAUACAUUCAAUAGUCAAAUCAUAUUUAGUUAUAACGCUAGUCGAGUUAAUUAUUUUCUUAAUACUCGAUUACCAAAUGGAACAUUUAGUAUUAUUGGUACAUCACAAUUAAUACAAGAUGGAAGUGCUGAAACUGAAUAUCAAAAAUAUUGGUUACAACGUUCAGGAUAUAAUGCAGUUGAACAAUCGAAUGAGAGUGAACAAAUUCCAGACGCUAUUGAUGGAAAAUCAUAUUUCAAAUUAUUUUUUAAUAGUCGAGCUUUUCAAGAUAUUAAUGUUCGACAUUGUUCUCUUUUUAUUGAUAGUGAUAAUGCUUGGUUUAAUCUUUCAGCAUAUUUAGCUUGUCCUUUUUCUCAACAUCGAAAAGAUAUAACUAAUAUUUAUCUUAGAUUCUAUGAUGAAAAUCUAAUUGGAAUUAAAACAGAAAUACUUGAAUCGAAUUAUAAUCAAACAAGUUUUAAAUAUCAAUACUUAACUGAACGUAUUCUACCUCAUACUCGACAAAUAAGUGUAUUUAUUGGUACAAUUAUGAAUAAUUCAACUCUAUUCACUAAUAUUAAUAAUAAUUCUAACUAUACAAAACCUUAUUGUCUUAUUGAUGAUAUGAAAUUCAAUAUUUUUAAAAAUAUUUUAUAG
Adineta steineri is the source of this 1281-nucleotide messenger RNA. NCBI's taxonomy places the organism in Eukaryota, Metazoa, Rotifera, Eurotatoria, Adinetida, Adinetidae. The record is from the annotation of a GenBank genome assembly.